GUAAAGAAGACAAUGAAAAGAAAGAAAAAGACGAUGAAGAGAAAGAAAAAAACAAUGAAGAGAAAGAAGAUGAUAAUGAAGAGAAAGAUGAUAAAGAGGAAGAAGAUAUUAAAGAAGAUGGUAAAGAAGAAGAUAAUAUAAGCGUCAUUUUUACAAAAGGUUGUCAGAGACAUAAAGGGGAAUUGUAG
This is a messenger RNA of Dentiscutata erythropus, 188 nucleotides long. The record is from the annotation of a GenBank genome assembly. NCBI's taxonomy places the organism in Eukaryota, Fungi, Glomeromycota, Glomeromycetes, Diversisporales, Gigasporaceae.